Molecule: messenger RNA, 2007 nt
Organism: Lactuca saligna
Lineage: Eukaryota; Viridiplantae; Streptophyta; Magnoliopsida; Asterales; Asteraceae
Source: the annotation of a GenBank genome assembly
UAUAGCAACAGUAAUCUUUUUCGGAUUUAAAGUUGGUUCGUAAAUAGAGUUUAAGAAAUGGCCGGGAAAGGUGAAGGUCCGGCGAUCGGAAUCGACCUAGGUACAACAUACUCGUGCGUCGGAGUAUGGCAGCACGACCGAGUCGAGAUCAUCGCGAAUGAUCAAGGCAACAGAACGACUCCAUCUUACGUUGCGUUUACGGAUUCCGAGCGUCUAAUUGGUGAUGCUGCGAAGAAUCAGGUCGCCAUGAAUCCAAUGAACACCGUCUUCGAUGCAAAACGGCUAAUCGGUCGGAGAUACAGUGACGCAUCUGUGCAGGACGACAUGAAGCUAUGGCCAUUCAAGGUCACAUCUGGUCCUGCAGAAAAGCCCUUGAUCGGAGUCGAUUACAAAGGAGAGAACAAACAAUUUGCAGCUGAAGAGAUAUCUUCCAUGGUGCUCAUCAAGAUGCGUGAAAUCGCUGAAGCUUUUAUUGGAUCAACAGUCAAAAACGCCGUCGUUACAGUCCCUGCAUAUUUCAACGAUUCCCAACGCCAAGCCACCAAAGACGCCGGCGUUAUCGCGGGUCUAAACGUGAUGCGUAUCAUCAACGAACCCACCGCUGCCGCCAUUGCUUAUGGUCUAGACAAGAAAGCCGGUAGUGUUGGUGAAAAGAAUGUUCUUAUCUUUGACCUUGGUGGUGGAACUUUCGAUGUCUCUGUUCUUACAAUCGAAGAGGGAAUCUUCGAAGUGAAGUCCACCGCCGGUGAUACACAUCUCGGCGGCGAAGACUUUGACAACAGAAUGGUGAAUCACUUUGUUCAGGAGUUUAAGCGAAAACACAAAAAGGACAUCACCGGAAAUCCAAGAGCUUUGAGGAGACUAAGAACAGCAUGCGAGAGGGCUAAAAGAACUCUUUCGUCCACUGCUCAAACAACAAUCGAGAUCGAUUCAUUAUACGAAGGUGUCGACUUCUACACCACCAUAACUCGAGCAAGAUUCGAAGAACUGAACAUGGAUCUCUUCAGAAAAUGCAUGGAUCCCGUUGAAAAAUGUCUCCGAGAUGCUAAAAUGGACAAACGAUCCGUUCACGAUAUCGUCCUCGUCGGUGGGUCUACACGUAUCCCAAAAGUACAAAACCUGCUACAAGACUUCUUCAACGGAAAAGAGCUCUGCAAAAGCAUCAACCCCGAUGAAGCCGUCGCGUACGGCGCUGCAGUUCAGGCUGCCAUCCUCAGCGGCGAAGGAAACGAAAAGGUACAAGAUCUCCUACUCUUAGACGUCACUCCUCUCUCUCUCGGACUCGAAACCGCCGGCGGAGUCAUGACGGUGCUAAUCCCGAGAAACACCACGAUUCCGACGAAGAAGGAGCAGGUUUUCUCAACCUACUCCGAUAACCAGCCUGGCGUUUUGAUUCAAGUCUACGAAGGAGAAAGAACACGAACAAGGGACAACAAUUUACUAGGAAAAUUCGAACUUUCCGGCAUCCCUCCGGCGCCGAGAGGUGUUCCCCAGAUUACAGUCUGUUUCGACAUCGACGCGAAUGGGAUAUUAAACGUUUCCGCUGAAGAUAAAGUCGGUGGGAAGAAGAACAAGAUCACGAUUACGAACGACAAAGGAAGAUUAUCGAAGGAAGAUAUUGAAAAAAUGGUGCAGGAGGCGGAGAAGUACAAGGCGGAGGACGAAGAACAUAAGAAAAAAGUGGAGGCGAAGAACACUUUGGAGAACUACGCGUAUAAUAUGAGGAACACGAUAAGUGAUGAGAAAGUGUCGGCGAAGAUCGCCGCCGGAGAUAAGAAGAAAGUGGAGGAUGCGAUUGAGCAAACGAUUAAUUGGUUGGAUGCGAACCAGUUGGGUGAAGUGGAUGAAUUUGAGGAUAAAAUGAAGGAAUUAGAAGGGAUUUGUAAUCCGAUUAUUGCUAAGAUGUAUCAGGCCGGUGGUGUUCCUGAUGCGGCGGCCGCCGGUAAUGCAGGAGCUGCUCCGGCUGGUGGUGGCGGUGCUGGACCCAAGAUUGAGGAAGUUGAUUAA